Molecule: messenger RNA, 342 nt
Organism: Phaedon cochleariae (mustard beetle)
Lineage: Eukaryota; Metazoa; Arthropoda; Insecta; Coleoptera; Chrysomelidae
Source: the annotation of a GenBank genome assembly
AUGGAGCGCGAUGACGACGACGGCAUCGGGUACGUCAGAGAGAGCCACUAUUUGAAGAGCCCGAGUCUGGACCGCCAGCAGGCCAUAGCGCUCCUCCAAGUGCCCAGGGGAGAGGGGAGGGAGGGCAGUAUAUCGUCGAGCGUCAGCGAUCUGGACGUGCCGAUUUACUCGUCGGAGAAUUUGACCACCAGCUCGAAGAGGGAACCGCAAGGGGUGAGUCAAAGACUGAAACAAUUGGAUGUUAUUUGCCCCCCACUAGUCAUAGAAUCACAGGCAAAAAAUCCAAUAGACGAUUUUAUUAUCGUACCCCAUGUUUUUUGGUUAAAUAGCAGAAUCGAUUAA